CUUUCACUUCCCAGAAGUUAUGACUAACACUCCUGAGUAACCGGAGAAGGUUCAAGAUGACGUCACAGCUGCCCCACCGAUUUACCAAGAAUCGAUUCUUGGGAGGUAUAAUACAUCGAAGAGCAGGAGCGAGCUCAGUUGAGGUUUGGCAACCGACUUGUUUAGAGAUUCUGCAAGAAAAUGAGAGCUACAUACUGCUUAAUCCUAGCUGCUGCAGUUCUUGCAGUGGCUGCAGCCCACACUUACCAUCUCGGAAAUUGCCCCAUCGUAGAACCUAUGUCUGGUUUUCAGAUGUCAAAGUUUUUAGGUUUAUGGUAUGCCAUCCAGAAGACUUCAACAGGUAGCCGAUGCUUGACUUACAACUUCACUCUUGGGGAAGAGCCAGGCGAAUACAACUUGGAGCAAGUGUCUGAACAUCCAGUCUUAGGAGUAGCAUCAGUUGACAACAAAUACCAUUACACGGGACAUUUAAAGGCCAAUUCUGACGUUCCAUCCAAAAUGACAGUGAAAUUUCCUUUAAGUGUUGCUGGAACAUCAAGUUUCACAGUCUUCAUGACAGAUUACGAAACUUAUGCUGGAAUUUACACGUGCCAAAAACUACCUGCAGCUAAUAGAAGAUCAGCUACCAUCCUUUCUAGGACGAAGACAUUGGAUAAGAUGGUGAUUGAUAAGAUUCGUUCCCGUCUGUCUAACUUCGGUGUCAACCCAUACGACCUCAGCAUCAUUGACCAUGCUAAAUGCCCAGCAGAAACCAACCUUAAUUUCAACAUCGACAAGGAAACCUUCUCACCUCAGAGUAUUGCCGGUGUUGUCAGGAAAGCUGGUGAAAAGUUAGGAGAUGGUGUGGAGUACGCGGCUGAGGGAGUAGGAAAAGUCUACAACCACAUUAAGAAAGAUGCCGAAGAAGAAGAUGGAAUGCCAUAAAAGUCUGAUUAAUUAUUCCAAAGAUAAAUGACUGCCUCAUUUUAGUUGUUAAGUGGCUUAUUUAUAAAUAAAUGUUUUUAUAC
Messenger RNA from Nezara viridula (southern green stink bug), 1007 nucleotides. NCBI's taxonomy places the organism in Eukaryota, Metazoa, Arthropoda, Insecta, Hemiptera, Pentatomidae. The record is from the annotation of a GenBank genome assembly.